This is a messenger RNA of Sodiomyces alkalinus F11, 2646 nucleotides long. RefSeq names its product glycosyl hydrolase family 3 N terminal domain-containing protein. Bases 1 to 2646 code for a protein of 881 amino acids. The transcript has 5 exons. The record is from RefSeq and is a predicted model, not a curated record. NCBI's taxonomy places the organism in Eukaryota, Fungi, Ascomycota, Sordariomycetes, Glomerellales, Plectosphaerellaceae. Gene Ontology annotation, biological process: glucan catabolic process. Gene Ontology annotation, molecular function: beta-glucosidase activity.
AUGGCGCCGAUCGGAGAGACGGUCUGCACUGGCGUAGCUCUACUACUGGGCUGCUUUGUCGUUCAAAGUACCGGUAGUUAUAUUGGCCCGAGGCAGAGGGUACCCGACGAGUUCGUGGCCAAACCGCAGUACCCGACUCCUUAUGGCGGCUGGGACCCCGACUGGGCGGAUAGCUACGCCAGAGCCAAGGCUAUUGUCGACGAGAUGACACUGGCCGAGAAGACCAAUAUCACUUCUGGCACCGGCUUUUUCAUGGGACGGUGCAAUGGAAACACCGGAAGCGCCCUCCGAGUAGGCUUCCCCCAGCUCUGUCUGGGAGACGGGGCCACCGGUGUCAACCAGGCUGAUAAUAUUACUGCGUUCCCUCCGGGCAUCACGACUGGCGCCACCUGGGAUAAAGAGCUCAUCUAUGCCCGUGCUGUUGCCAUGGGCAAGGAGUUCCGCGGAAAAGGGGUGAACAUCUGGCUCGGCCCCAGCGUAGGCCCUCUCGGACGGAAGCCCAAGGGAGGCCGGAACUGGGAGGGGUUUGGCUCCGACCCAGUCCUGCAGGCGAAGGCCGGUGCCCUGUCCAUCAAGGGGGUCCAGGAGUCCGGGGUCAUUGCCACCAUCAAACAUCUUAUAGGAAACGAGCAGGAGAUGUUCCGCAUGUAUAAUCCAGUCCAACAGGGUCUGAGUGCCAAUAUCGAUGACCGGACUUUGCACGAAAUCUACCUUUGGCCCUUUGCUGAUGGUUUACGAGCUGGAUCAGGAGCCGUGAUGACGGCCUAUAACGCUGUAAACGGCUCGGCCAGCGUCCAGAACAGCUAUCUCAUCAACGGAAUAUUGAAGAACGAGCUAGGGUUUCAAGGCUUUGUGAUGUCUGACUGGUUCUCACACAUGCCUGGAGGCUCGGCGAUAGCCGGUCUUGACCUGAACAUGCCCGGCGACGAACAGAUCCCUUUUUUUGGAAAGAGUUAUUGGAUGUACGAACUGACACGUUUCGUUCUCAACGGAUCCGUACCGAUGGAUCGACUAAACGACAUGACAACCCGGCUUGUGGCGACUUGGCUCAAGUUUGGUCAGGAUAAGGACUUCCCGUCGACGAAUUUCCACAUUUCUACCAAUGAGGCUAUUGGCGAUUACUACCCUGCUGCAUGGCCCUUCUCGCCCAGUGGAGUCGUGAACGAGUUUGUUCAAGUCCAGAACGACCACGACGUUGUCGCCAGGCAGGUCGCCCAAGACGCCAUCACCAUGCUGAAGAACAAUGAUAACCUUCUCCCGCUCUCGACCUCGCGUCCCCUCAAGGUUAUUGGUUCCCACGCGCAGACAAACCCGGAUGGUCCAAACGCGUGCCCUUUCAGGAGCUGCAACAAGGGCGUGCUUGGCAUGGGUUGGGGCUCUGGAGUCGUGGACUAUAUGUACAUUGAUGAUCCUAUUUCCGCCAUCCGGAGGAGAGCCGACAACGUCGAGUACUACCCCACCGACAGGAUGCCUUCGGUUCCAGAGCCGACGGGUGACGAUGUCGCCAUCGUGUUCAUCACAUCUGACUCUGGAGAAAAUAGCUUUACUGUCGAAUGGAACCACGGAGAUCGCAACUCGGAUGGCCUCAACGCCUGGCACAAUGGCGACAGAUUGGUCAAGGACGCUUCCGCAAAGUACAGCAAUGUCAUCGUCGUGGUCCACACCGUCGGCCCCAUUCUUGUGGAGGAGUGGAUCAAUCUUCCCAGCGUGAAGUCGGUCCUCUUCGCUCACCUCCCCGGCCAAGAAGCUGGUGAUUCCCUGACCAACGUCCUCUUCGGGGACGUCUCCCCUUCCGGACAUCUUCCCUACAGUAUCACUUACAAGGAGUCGGACCUGCCCAGGAGCGUUACCGAACUUACAGGUUUCGCCUUCGGCCAGCCCCAGGAUACGUUUUCAGAAGGCCUAUACAUCGACUAUCGGUACCUCAACAAGAAUGGCAUCAAACCUCGAUUCGCCUUCGGCUAUGGUCUGUCAUACACGGAUUUCACCUUCACCAACGCCACCAUCACGCCUGUAAACGAGCUGGCCGCAACCCCACCGCCCUCUCCCCCCCGUGCCCCUGUCCCGAAUUACGCCCAACCCAUACCCUCCUGGGAGGAAGCCGUCCCGCCCACUAAUUUCUUCAAGAUUCCGCGGUACCUGUACUCGUGGCUGUCUGAGUCGGACGCCCGCCGCGCCGUCCGCAGCCGAGAAGAGGGAAAUACAUACCCAUACCCCGAAGGAUACACGGCUGAACAGCCCGAGCCGUUCCCCGCCAGCGGCCCCUCGGGCGGCAACCCGAGACUGUGGGACGUCAUGUUCAAUGUAUCGGUGACGGUAACCAACGCCGGGGACACGCAUGCAGGCAAGGCGUCGGUGCAGGUAUACGUCCAGUUCCCCGAGGGCGAUGAUGUGCCGGACACGCCCGUGAUCCAGCUCCGUGACUUCGAGAAGACGACGAACCUGGAGCCGGGGGAAAGGACCACUGUCACGUUGGAGCUGACAAGAAGGGACCUCAGCGUUUGGGAUGUGGUGACGCAUAACUGGGUUGUGCCGGCGCCUGAGGGGCGGUAUAAGAUUUGGAUCGGGGACUCGAGCGAUCGGUUGUUCCUUGCAUGUUAUACGGACUCGGGGGAGUGUGAGGGAGGUCUGGAGAGCCCUGUCUAG